UGUCAGUAAUCACGCCCCACGGUUGAGGCCAGGAGUCGGGGACGCGCAUCCAGCUGCCUGUGUGGUCUCUGCGCUCGUUCACGCGCAUGUGAACACCUGACCGCUGCAGGGGACGGUGCCCGCUGUUAGUUUGAUCGGGGGAAAUCCUUUACAGGUCGGUUGCUUUCUCCUGUGAGCGGGAUGGCGGAUGGAGAAGUGUUCACAGUGGAGGAUCAGGCCGUGGACAGCGCCCGGCUGCUGCUGCGGGACUACAGGCGGCUGACUCGGCUGUACUGCAUGAAUGGCGGACAUCACCUGCAGAUCCUGCCCGAUGGGACAGUGCAGGGCCAGAGGGAUGAGGGGGACGUUCACACUGUUUUAAAGAUUAAAGCUGUGGACACAGGUGUGGUGGUGAUCCAAGGCACAGAAGCUGGGCGAUAUUUGGCCAUGAGUGAUGAGGGACGUUUGUACAGUUCACACACUGUGACUGAUGAAUGUUACUUCCUGGAGAAACUGGAGGAGAACCACUACAACACCUAUCAGGCUCAGAAAUAUCAGGAGAAGAACUGGUACGUAGCUCUGAAAAAGAACGGGAAACCUAAACUGGGUCCAAGAACACACAUCGGACAGAAGGCCGUCUUCUUUCUGCCCCGACAGCUGGACGACUGCGGGGAGUGAAGACGUUCAUCCCAACACACAGUGAUACCUCAACCAAAACAGGAAGCUGCUCAUGGAGGGAUUAGUGUUUGAGGAAGUGGUAUGAAAAUGGUUGAUUGGUUGUUGUUGUUUUGUUUUUUUAAAACACUGCACUUAUUUAUUUCCACAACAUCUCAUUUUAAUGAGUCUUCCAUAUUGUCUCUUUUAACAUAAAAUCUGAUGUCGGUGCUGGACACAGUAACUGAGAGAAAUGAGCUUCAAUCAGCAGUGGUUGUACUGGUUUUGAAUUAGUGGUUCUCAAACCAAGUGGAAGUUUAGAUGAU
This is a messenger RNA of Seriola dumerili (greater amberjack), 959 nucleotides long. It is a transcript of the gene fgf1a, whose product is annotated as putative fibroblast growth factor 1. Gene Ontology annotation, molecular function: growth factor activity; fibroblast growth factor receptor binding. Gene Ontology annotation, cellular component: cytoplasm. Lineage: Eukaryota; Metazoa; Chordata; Actinopteri; Carangiformes; Carangidae. Gene Ontology annotation, biological process: regulation of cell migration; animal organ morphogenesis; positive regulation of gene expression. The record is from RefSeq and is a predicted model, not a curated record. The transcript is spliced from 3 exons. Bases 181 to 657 code for a protein of 158 amino acids.